AUGUCUCAAGGCUCUCAGAGGCGUUCUUCACCCGUAUACGACGACCCCGAAAGGAACAACAGGAUGGAAUCCAGCUCGCGAGGAUAUCAUACAAGCAGCGCGAGUCAUAGUGGAUAUAGCAACUACCAAAGUGGUCCAACCGAUCUCGAGAACGAUGACCAACCACUGCCCCGACGAUCUGCACCCCCCAAAGCGAAAGAAAGCUCUUCCAGGCGAUCCCCUUCACCACCUCUUGUAUUCAGAGGUAGCCUUGUGCCUCCGAAAUCUUCACCUCCUCCACCCUCCCGACGCACCCAACCAAGGGAGGAAUACCUUGUAACAUCUCUCCAACCCUCAACACCCCUACAGGAUGCAACGCUAUCACGAAAACUCAUCGUCCUCGACCUGAAUGGCUCCUUACUCCUCCGGAGCGCCCACAAGCCUCGACAUCCACACCGCGGGGGGCCACAGAAAGGACAGCCAAAUGGCCGCUGGGAUCCCUACGCCGACACCUCCCAGCUCCGCCCACUGCGUACGGUGCACCCACGACCGUACCUAGGCGCGUUCAAGGCGUACAUCCUGCACGAGGCCACGAAGAAGUGGCUUGACACGAUGGUCUGGAGCUCGGCACAGCCGCAUAGCGUGGCGGACAUGGUGGACAAGUGUUUUCAGGACAGGAAGGAUGAGUUGAGGGCUGUGUGGGCGAGGGAUACACUUGGGUUGACAGGGGAUCGUAAAACACAGACGCUGAAGGACCUCGAGAAGCCGUGGUCUGAACUUCCUUCGCCGCAUAUACCUACCCCCAAUUCCCUUUCAUCCGACAUCGAACCCAUCGCCCACAAUACUUCCAAUCCUAGCACUGAGCAUGCAACGUCUUCAUCGUCUAAGCCGUCAUUACAAACCCAACACACCCAUUCAGCACAAACAACACUCCUAAUUGACGACUCUCCUCUCAAAGCAGCCCUACAACCAUGGAACCACCUCUGCAUCCGCGAAUACGUGCAGGAGAUGCGGCGCUGGGACCUCGGUGUCGCAGAUUGGGAAGUUGCGCGUGCUAAGGCCCGUGAGGCUCGCGAAGCAAAGGAGGAAGCGGAGAAGGAGGCUGAGCGAAGGAGGGAGGCAGAAGCACAGGAUCCUGAAUCGUCCGUUUCGGCUCCGGCUUUAGAGCAGCAAGCGGUCGAGGGGCCAUCACAAGCACAUGAGGCUGAGGCCGAAGCUGAAGACGCGGCCGCCGAGGACUCUGCUGAGAAGCCGACCAAGAAGAGAAAGCUGAAGCGCUUAGUGAAGAGAGAGGCCGUGCAACGAGCGAAGGAGGAGAAAGAGCGCGAGGCACUGCUCGCGAUGGCCGAUAUCGAGGAUGGAGAAGACAUAGAUGUGGAAGAGGCACUUGCGAAGCUCAAGGCAAAGAUGCGGUACGAUGAGACGCUACUAGCUGUCGUUGGUGUGUUGGAUCGGAUAAAGCAUGAGAGCAACGUCGCGGGCUGGAUGAGAGCUGGGGGAUUGUUGGACAUCGAGCUGCUUGCGGAUACUGGUGAGGACACGAAGGCUCCAGAACCGAAGGCUAGCAGCGAGCCUACACCUGAAACCUCACAUCUUCAAGCACAUGAAGCCCAAAGCAGGAGCGAUUCGCCAGCGGGUACUCCCACACCCGCAAAACGACGACGCGUCGGCUCCUCCCCCCAACCUGAAGAAAAGAAUGGCGAACCCGAGAUGGACGUGGAACUCCGCUCCUCCUCACCACCUCCCAUGCCUCCGCCAUCCUCUGAGCUCACUUCAUACGCCGAUCGGUCUUCCUCACCGGCCCCAGAGCCGAUGGACGACCAGGCAGUAGAGGAGCGGGCAGCGACAGGCGUGCCGCUCGAGUUCGAUGUUCAUGCAUCUGGGCCAGAGCCUACACGUCUCCACACGGCGAACGGGGACGCACAUAAGAGUCUGAACCCGAGUCUCUGGUACGAAAAGCCUGAGGUUAUGACUUAUUGGGCCGAGCGUGGACGCCGGGCGCUCAAAGAGCUUGGGAUCGAGGUGGACAGUGGGGUCGUUCCUGCCCCAGGUGGACUUCAGCACUAG
Messenger RNA from Cyclocybe aegerita, 2046 nucleotides. Lineage: Eukaryota; Fungi; Basidiomycota; Agaricomycetes; Agaricales; Hemipholiotaceae. The record is from the annotation of a GenBank genome assembly.